Molecule: messenger RNA, 1294 nt
Organism: Poecilia latipinna (sailfin molly)
Lineage: Eukaryota; Metazoa; Chordata; Actinopteri; Cyprinodontiformes; Poeciliidae
Gene: mettl21e
Product: methyltransferase like 21e
Exons: 5
Coding region: 264-1055 (263 amino acids)
Source: RefSeq, a predicted model, not a curated record
CAGCUGCUGCUGUCAGUCAGCUUUCUGCUUCAGACAGGCCUUUAAGCUUGACCGGAGGGAACUUGAAAUAUGGGCAGGAUCUGAGGCUCCGCAUGGGAUUGUUGGACGAGGACGUUUUAAACACUGCGAUUGUGUGUAACCUAAAACCACAGAGGGUUAGAAAUAACAGCUCCUUCGAGAUCAGCCUCCACGGUGACCCACAUCUGAAAAGGCUUUACCUUUGACCACAGGACACAUACUGUGGUUGGCUCGUGCACGGUAACAUGUCCUGUUUAGGGUCUGCUUGUCCUCCUUCAGUCAUAGACGCUCGGCAGCCCAAAGCCAUGGAGGACUCCAGCACCAAACAAGGCGAUACCAAAGAGGACGUCACUGAGGAUGCAGAGCUGGCCAAAGCCAUCAUGUCUCGGCAAUUCCACCCAUCGGCCAUCGGUCCUGAGACGUGGGAGGGAUACAUCUUCUCUGAUCAGGAGAUACGGAUCAAAGAGUCCACAGACCUCUACGGAGCCGUACUCUGGCCCUCGGCCAUGGUGCUGUGCCAUUUCCUGGAGACCAACCAAGACAAAUACAACCUGGCCCAUAAGAAUGUGAUUGAACUGGGAGCCGGAACUGGGCUUGUCACCAUUGUUUCCAGUCUGUUAGGUGCCAAAGUAACAUCCACAGACCUGCCAGAUGUGCUGGGGAACCUCCAGUACAAUGUGACCCGCAACACCAAGGGCAGAUGCAAAUACAUCCCUCUGGUCAUGGAGCUCAUCUGGGGUCAGAACGUGGCUGAGCGUUUCCCUCGUGCUACGCAUCGUUUUGACUACAUCCUGGCAGCUGAUGUGGUGUACGCGCACCCUUACCUGAAUGAGCUCAUGGAGACGUUCGACUACCUCUGUCAGGAUGGCACUCAGAUACUGUGGGCCAUGCGUUUCCGGCUGGACCCGGAGAACAGCUUUGUGGACCGCUUUCAGCAGCGAUUCCACCUCGAGGAGCUGUACAACCUGCCCAGUCUGAGUAUAAAACUGUACCGAGCCUGGAGGAAGGACAGCAAGGACCAAACAGAGGCUGCAUGAAAUCAAGAACACACAGGACACUGAGUACUUACUAUGAAUCUGGGUCUCAAAAAUCAUAGUGAAUGGCAUCAGCAGCAAUUGUUUGUGUGUUUGCAGGCUUGCAAAAAAAAAAAAAGAUGGACGUCUAACUGUUUACAAUGCUCUCAGCACAGGUGAAGCUACUUUAUUUCAUUUGAAAAUCAAAGGGUAAAAUAUGUAAAUAAAUAGUUUCUCAAAUACAUUCUACAACUUUGUAUGUU